This is a messenger RNA of Lodderomyces orthopsilosis Co 90-125, 1206 nucleotides long. RefSeq lists its product as uncharacterized. The transcript has a single exon. Bases 1 to 1206 code for a protein of 401 amino acids. The record is from RefSeq and is a predicted model, not a curated record. NCBI's taxonomy places the organism in Eukaryota, Fungi, Ascomycota, Pichiomycetes, Serinales, Debaryomycetaceae.
AUGAAGUUGACAUCACUUAUACCCAUAACCCUUCUUUUUAGUUCUCAAAUAGUCCACAGUUUUGAUUUCCUGCAAUACGAUGAUAUCCUUGAUGAAAUAUCCUCAUUAGGAGACUACCCAGAUGCCUCUACAGAUGACUCAAUAGAGAAGAGAGAUGAUGGCAAUUUAACCUACAACCAAGCUGCAGUUGACCAAUACACUCAUCUUUUCCAAACGAUCGAACAAUCGGGUUUAAUUCCUAAUUUGCUUGAAGAAAUAUCCAAUAAUCAAACCCAAAUUGACAAUUUGGUUAGUUAUCUUGAAUUAUUGUUGUCAGGAGAUAUGAGUAGUGAAAAUAGCACCAUAAGUCUCAAUGGUAUAAGUAUUAAUCUCAACAUGACUCAGAUUAUGAAUGCUGUGCAAGAGUCUGGAAUAAUUCCAUCUACUUAUGAUCAAUUAUUGGGGAAUAAGGAAAAUAACAAGAAAUUGGCUGAUUUUGCCGGUGGUGCCUUGUCUUCCCCAAAUAAUGUUUGGAUUGGUUGGCUAUUGACUGAUUUGGGUCAAGGUCAGGCCUUGACUGUUCCUUUUCUUGCUGAUUUGAUUAUGAAUACCACAUCAAAGGCUAAUACCAAUGACACUAACAGAUCAGAUAUUAAUGUUAAGGAGACCCCACCAUUGGCUGAAGAUGUUGGAUUAGAUCCUCAAGGAGUCAAUAAUGAUGGAACUACUAGAGAUGCAGUUUAUAUCAAUUUAGAUGGACAAGAAGCAAGCAGAGUCAAGAGAAUGGAAGAAUACUUGUUAUCAAAGAGAGCAUCCGAUGUUGAUGACAAAUACUCUGGUUCAUUAAGUCAGUUUUUAAACAAUGCCAUCAACACCGUCGUCAAUUCACAAUUGGUUUCUUCAAGUAUCAACGAUAUAAUAGUGGCAUUAAACCAGUCGGGUAUAAUCACCCCCAUUGUGCUUCAAGUUAUUGAGAAUGAUAAUUUAAGUAAAUUGAUUAACCCCAUUGUUAAGACCUUGUAUGAAAAUGGUGCUUUUAACAAUUUACCAUUGAAUUAUUACUUUAUUUAUGCUAAGGAGAGAAAUAUCUUGAGUGACGGUUUGCAAUUUGUAUUGACUGAUCCUCAUUAUGCUCCUCCUAUUGCUAGAUUGUUGAAGAGAAUGGAGGAUAUUGGCACGUUUCAAUAUCUACAAGAUAAUAUGUAUGGGCCUCAUAAGAGGAGCUAG